AUGAACUCUGAGCUGUCCAGUGUGGAGAUUACCCUCUACAAGGUGGACGCGGCGGCGGCGAGCACUGGUCCUGGUGCUGGUGGCGGAGGUGAACGUGAGGACGAGGCGGCCCGUUUCUUCUUCCUCAAGCUGCACAAGGUCUCCUACAAUCGCGAGACGAAGGUGCCGCCCCAUGUGGCCGCCGCCAUGGCGCUGGAGGAGGAGGAACAGGCGCCCAUCCACCGCCUCAUUGUGCACGACCUGAAGGGGGCGUGGACGAAGGACAACCGCGACAUUGUCCUCACGCUCUUCGACUCCUACUUUAAGACGCAACUGCUCAAGCGGAACCUCUCCACGGAGGCGCUGCGCCUCUUUAAGGACCAGCUGGGCGGCGGUGGCGGUGGCGGAGGAUCGCCUUCUAAACCUGGUGGUCAGUUUGAGAAGAACAGCAGUCCAUAUGGAAGUGGAGGUGGUCAUCACCAGCAGCACUCGUCGCACCACCUGUCAAAGGGCAACGCCGCAAACAUGCUGCAGAAGCUCAUAGCCGAGGUGGAGUCGGAGAGCAACGUCGCCGACACGGAGCAGAUUGAAAACGGCGUCGGCUCCGACCGGCCGAUGCUGUACGGCAUUGAGGCCUGCUGCCAGACACACGACCUCCUGCUGAACAACUGGCUCAUUGAGCUGAUCAACUCGCAGGUGGUGCUGCGGGGCUGCGAAACGGACGGCUACGUGAUUGUCAGCGCGGCGAAGACCUCGGUGACGCAGCGCAUUCACCGGCCGGUGUGGAAGAACCGCGUGCUCUACUCGAAGACCACCUGGCAGGGGUCGCUGGAGUGCAUGCAGUACUACGCGACGGUGGACGCCGGCGGGCUGCGCAUCGACGACAUUACCUGGCUCAAUCUGGACGACAUUGAGGAGCAGGGCGGCGAGGAGGAGGAGGAGGUGGCCAGUGGGCGGAAGAACAUAGUGGAGAAUCCGGACACGGUGAUGGGCAGCGGGCGGUCGGUGGGCGGGGUGGUCAACUCGGAGGCGGGCGGCUGCUCGACGACGGCCAGCUCGGCUGGGAACGGCUCACUUCCGGGAAUCAAUGAGCCACCUUCAGUGGUGGUGAAGGUGCCCAUUCAGAUGCAGCGCAUCGUCUCCCGCUGUCGCUGUCAGUUCUUCUACGCCAGCUACGGGGAGAACACCGACCCGAGCUGCUACGAGGAGGUGCCCCCGCUGCCCGCCGACGACCUCCUCCCGCUGGAGCCCUGGGACAAGGAGGUGGCCGUGGACACCUUUACGCUGACGCACGAGCACCUGGAGAUUAGCACCAACUCGCAGCAGUUUGCCAUGAUCAUGGACCUGGUGAACAACCUCCUCCUCUACGUGCCCCACAAGAAGGAGGUCUUUGAGAAGCAGCAGCGCAUUCGCUUCAGCAUGCAGCUCAACUCGCUGGAGGAUCAGCGAGGCCCCAUUUCGGAGCUGCAGGACAAGGUUCGACUGCUGCUGACGCGCAUCAAGGCGCUGGAGAAGGAGGACUACUAUAUGCGCAAGAAUCACCACGGAGGAGGCGGAAGUGGAAGUUCUGCUGGAGUAGGUGGUGGUGGAAGUACUGGUAAUUCUGGUGGGACAAUUGGAGGAGGAGGCGGAGGAAAGAAGCCCUCAUCCUCGAAGCUGAGCUCGAUGAUGACGGCAAGUGACGAUCCGGAAAGUGCGAAGCUGGCCGCCUCGCUGAAGGAGACCGAGUGGGAGCUCCAUCAGUGCAAGGAGGAGCUGGCGCGCGUCGGCGACGACCUCAGCAUCAUGAUCAACUGCUACAAGGAGGCGCAGCUGAUUGCCUCGAAGACCAAGGAGCGCCAGGUGGCCGCCCAGGAGUCGCGGGACCUGCUCGCCCAGGUGGUGCGCCGCAAUGAGGUCUGCUUCAAGCAAGCGAGCUGGCGGCUGACAGACAUUGACGGGCAGCUGAUGCUCUGCGACAUGGUCCUGCAGAACUUUCUCUACACGAAGGUGAGCAAAAAUGACGACUCGGUGCAGCACUCCUUUGAGCUGGGCUACGUCAGCGUGAAGAACCAGAUGCCCAAUCAGGUGUACCGGGAGGUGCUGCAGCCGACGGAGCUGCAGCCGAACAUGCCCGUCGACCAGCACCGGGCGCUGCGCAUCAUCUGCAUUGAGAAGGCGCCCGUCGGGGGGAUCUCGGUGAAGGAGCACCUCGAGGUGAACGUCAUCCCGUUGACUGUGGGUCUGACGUACGCCUUCUUCAUGAAGAUGCUCAAGUUUUUCUUUCCCGAGCGAAGUACUAGUCUGCAGGAGCAGCAGCAGCAGCAACAGGUGUCCUCUACGGUAACCUCGACGACUGGGGUAGGCAGCAGCAGUGCUGGAAACGCUCCCUCUGCUUUUGGGUCAUCCACUGUAGGCAGCAUGGCCGGCGACUCGGGCUUUGAUAGCCUCUCUGGCGUGGGCGCUGAUGACACCAUCUCUUCAGCGGGCUCCAUUUCCACAAUCACUUCUGUCUCCUCAUCUUCAAAAGGGGAAAAGGCCGGCAAAAAGGGCAAAGGGGCGUCGGCCGCAGCGAUGAAGAAGGAGGAGAGCACAUUGAGUCUCGCCAGCUCGCUCUCUUCUUAUAACUUUAAGUCAUCCUCAAAGUCGAAUCCGACCACCUCCUUUCAGCACAUUGAAAAGAUGCGCGAGCGGGCCUCCAAAAAUCAGACUUUUGUCUUUAUCAAAAUUCCCGAAGUGCCGAUCCGCAUCAGCUACAAGGGCAACAAAAAUAAGAACCUGGAGGACCUGCGCGACGUCAAUCUCAUUCUGCCCACCUUUGAGUACCACAAUCGGACGUGGACGUGGCUCGACCUGCUGAUGGCGCUGAAGAACGACUCGAAGCGGGUGCUGCUGUCGCAGGCGCUCAAGCACAAGUUUCACAUCUCAAAGUCGAAGCCGCAGCAGCUGCUCUCUUCGGCGCUGCUCUCCUCCUCCUCGUCGUCGUCUUCCUCGGCCUCAGCGGCGGCGGCCGAUGCUGAAAAGCAACAGCAGCAGCAGCAGUCGGCGCUUCAGCAGGGUUCAAACAGCGGCGGCAGCGGUAAUGGCGGCAGUCAGUCGGUGGUCAAGUCCAGCGAGGACGAGGACAAGGUGCGCAUUCUCCUUGGGAAGAUUGUCGUGCCGCAGAAGACGACCAAGAGCAAGUCGCUGCUGCUCUUUGGUAAAAAGUGA
Messenger RNA from Rhagoletis zephyria (snowberry fruit fly), 3168 nucleotides. NCBI's taxonomy places the organism in Eukaryota, Metazoa, Arthropoda, Insecta, Diptera, Tephritidae. The record is from RefSeq and is a predicted model, not a curated record.